UAAACGUACGCCAAACUAACUAAGAGAUGGUUCGCAACUAAAGAAAAAUUUGUGCCGCUUCCCAUCUAUAUAUAUUGGAGUACACAUGGCCAUUGGGAAUAAAGAAGUGUGUCGUGUCAACUGGGAACGGCAUAUAUGCUGCCUGUUGUGCCACACAGAAUGGUUAUCGAUGGCAAUAGAGAUGGAAUGGUGAUCGACCGCGAUCUGAUCGAUAGUGAUGAAGAUGGAAUGGUGAUCGACAGCGAUGGAGGUGGGAUGGUGAUUGAAGGCGAUGAAGAUGGAACGGUGAUCGAAUCCGAUGGAGAUGGAGAAGAUUUCCCCCAAGUUUUUAAAAAAUUCAUGACCACAGGACUAUCCUGGAUGCAGGGCAAGGAUUAUUCUGGAGCCCCUUUCUGGGUUCUUUGGAGCCCAGAUGAUACUACCACAUUCAACACUUUCUAUUCUUCAGAGGACGGUAGGGAGUUGAAAAAGAGAAUCAUACUUGCACUUCAAAAGAUGAUGUGGAAUCCCCUUUAUGUUUCAGUUCUGGUUCAGUUUUGGGCACCUGUAACAAUUGAGGGCCGGAGUUUGCUUACUGCUAGAAACCAACCUUUUGCUCUGAACAAGGAUGAUGAUCAAGAACUGUGAAGGUAUAGAAUGAUCUCCGAGGAGUAUGCCAAAUAUUACGUGGAUCAGCAAAGUAGUAACGAAGAAAAAGACACCCUUGGGCUUGUUGACAGCGCAUUCCUGAGUAAAUUCACUUCGAAUAAUUAUUACAGUAGCAGCUGCAGCUGCCAAGACUGUCGACGUGCUUCCUAUUGUUGUGUUAAGCAAUCUUUGGCUGUGCCAAAUUUUGAACCUUCUGGCCAGAGAUGUGUUGGUGUAAUUGAAGUGGUAAUUAUUGAUGACAACGAGGAGGAUGAUGACGACCAUGGGGAGCCAAUUGAAAAUUUUGAUCUUGAUUUUGCCAUUAAUGCUUUGCAGGAAGUAGGUCUGAAAGUUGCUGCUGAAGGUGUCCUACGUAAGAUAUUUGAUCUUCCUUCGCUACGGUGCUUGAUGUAUGAUGGUUAACCCCAACCACGCUACAGGGAGAUGCUAAAGGCGAAUAUCGUGACUGUGGAAGUAAAAUGUAUAAACUAUAUGACAAUAAAGUUUGACCUGACUUUUCCAUGGAGAUGGGCAGAGUUGCAGCAGCAAGUGGCCAAGAGAUUGAACCUAGAGGGUGGAACUUAUCGUAUCAUGUACAGAGAUGGAGACCAUGACUUGAUUUCAAUAAGAGACGAUGAGGCCAUAGGGAUGUGUAUAGACACUUACAAAUGGUUUGGCAGCACUUCCAUCGUUGUAUUGCUUCUGCCGCCGCUCAUGAGGUCCCAGUGACUGAUUGGAAUCUUGCUGCUCAUUAAAUGUUUAGUAAUCUAUUUAAAAAAAAAUCCCUUUAUAUUUAUUGCUAAAGUUUUAAGGUAUUUUCCCUGAGAACAAGUGUUUCUAUAUAUAUAGAUAGACUAGAAGACAUCAUCUCAGCAAUUUAGCAUUGAACUCUUGUUGGGAUGUUAUCUGGUUGUAUUGUGUUUGGAGUUGCUGGCUUACCAAAUUUUUGUGUAAAUUAUUCUGAGAUGAAUUGGUGGUCUGUCAAGUUUGACAAUGAUGCAUGUCUUGCUCACAUGAGGAGCUUCCAAUUUCCAUAGAAAAUAAGCCUCUUGGGGC
Messenger RNA from Rhododendron vialii, 1683 nucleotides. RefSeq lists its product as uncharacterized. The transcript is spliced from 3 exons. NCBI's taxonomy places the organism in Eukaryota, Viridiplantae, Streptophyta, Magnoliopsida, Ericales, Ericaceae. The record is from RefSeq and is a predicted model, not a curated record. Bases 136 to 627 code for a protein of 163 amino acids.